UCUACUGAGAGAGAGCGUCCAUUCUCGAGCCAACCUCCUGACCCCCAGAGGAUCUCUGCUGGAUUCCCGCUAUAGUGUGGAGGGAUUUAUUGGCGAGGGAACGUUUGGCCAGGUUGUUAAGUGUCUGGACACUAAGAUGGACAGGAAGGUGGCCAUCAAGGUCACCAAGGGCGGCUUCUAUUUGCAGGAGCAGUCUCUGACAGAGAUUGAAAUUCUCCGACAGAUGCAGAUUCUGGAUCACGACCAGUGCAGCAUCGUUCAGUGGCACGGAUCAUUCGUCCACAAUAACUGGAUGUGUCUGAGUUUUGAGCUGCUGGACAUUAAUCUGGAAGACUACCUGCAGGAAGUAGCCUACAUGCCCCUGGCUGACAUCCGUCAAGUUCUACAGCAGCUGGCAACUGCACUGGUUCACCUGGAAGCCCUGGCUAUUGUCCACGGAGACAUAAAACCAGGGAACAUCAUGGUGGUGAAUCGGUGUCAGCAACCACUAAAAGUCAAACUAAUUGACUUUGGACUUGCUUGCCAUGUGGCCGACAUAGACCAAGGGUCAAUGGCCCAGAGUCUGUGGUACAGGGCUCCAGAGGUAAUUUUGGGCCUGUCCUUCAGUCAGUCUAUAGACCUGUGGUCUCUAGGAAUGACUGUGGUUGAGCUGGCUCUGGGUUGCCCCCUGUUUCCCGGGGUAGAUGAGUACGACAUCUUGAGACACAUUGUAAACACACUGGGUGGACCAAGCAUUCACCAGCUUGAUGCUGGACUGAAGAGCACCCUGUUCUUCAAUCUUCACGGCACAUGGAGACUGAAGACUCCAGAGGAGUUUUUCUCUAUGACUGGGCUCUACCGUAAAGACACACAGUGUUUUCACUCUCUGCAUGACUUGGAGCUGAUGAUGUAUGAAAAGGGCAAUGCUGAGAGGAAGGAGAUGGAGCAGUUCAUCAACCUUUUCAAAGAGCUGGUGCAGGUCAAUGAAAAUGAGCGGAUCACACCUGCUAAACUGCUCAAACACCCCUUUCUGACUGUGGAGAAUCACAAUGACAGCAGACAUGUGGCUGUUACCCAUAAGGAGCCCACCGUACCUCAGCAGCCUUCCCCAAAAACCACAACACUCCUGCCCGUCGAGGUUGUCCCUCCUUCUCCUCCAGAAGAUCUACCCUCUAAACUGGAGGAGACAGCAGUACCCGUCCAGUCUGAGGUCAAAGUUUUGACCAAGACCAGAAAGAGAUUUAGACAGGUCAGGUCAUUCGUCAGGAGCAUUAAAAAUGCUUGCGUGUCCUAAGAAAUGCCAUGAGA
Messenger RNA from Paralichthys olivaceus (Japanese flounder), 1287 nucleotides. Its product is annotated as homeodomain-interacting protein kinase 2-like. Gene Ontology annotation, molecular function: ATP binding; protein serine/threonine kinase activity; protein tyrosine kinase activity. NCBI's taxonomy places the organism in Eukaryota, Metazoa, Chordata, Actinopteri, Pleuronectiformes, Paralichthyidae. Gene Ontology annotation, cellular component: cytoplasm; nucleus. Gene Ontology annotation, biological process: peptidyl-threonine phosphorylation; peptidyl-serine phosphorylation. The record is from RefSeq and is a predicted model, not a curated record.